Microstroma glucosiphilum is the source of this 884-nucleotide messenger RNA. Its product is annotated as putative GTP-binding protein SAR1. Gene Ontology annotation, biological process: vesicle organization; membrane organization; endoplasmic reticulum to Golgi vesicle-mediated transport. Gene Ontology annotation, molecular function: GTPase activity; GTP binding. The coding region runs from base 116 to 685 and encodes 189 amino acids. The transcript has 7 exons. Gene Ontology annotation, cellular component: endoplasmic reticulum exit site; COPII vesicle coat. Lineage: Eukaryota; Fungi; Basidiomycota; Exobasidiomycetes; Microstromatales; Microstromataceae. The record is from RefSeq and is a predicted model, not a curated record.
UCGUCUGGAUAUUCCCAAGUCGAAAGUCUAGAAAGUGAAGCAAGUGAAAGCCAAAGUUCCACCUUUGCCUUUUCUGAUCCACCCUCAUCCUCGAAUACAUACCUGAUAACUCGAGAUGUUCAUUCUCAACUGGUUCUGGGACGUCCUCGCUCAGCUUGGUCUGGCUCACAAGAGCGGUCGUUUGCUUUUCCUCGGUCUUGACAAUGCCGGAAAGACGACCCUCCUUCACAUGCUCAAGAACGACCGUCUGGCAACGCUGCAGCCCACCCUCCACCCUACCUCUGAGGAGCUAGCCAUUGGAGCCAUCAAGUUCACCACCUACGACUUGGGAGGACACCAGCAAGCUCGCCGAUUGUGGAAGGACUACUUCCCCGAGGUAGACGGCAUCGUCUUCCUGGUCGAUGCUGCCGACUAUGAGCGCUUUGCCGAGUCGAGGCAGGAGCUAGACGCUCUCUUGGGCAUCGAGGAGCUGAACAAGGUGCCCUUCCUGAUCCUGGGCAACAAGAUUGACGCUCCAGGAGCCGUCAGCGAGGAGGAGCUGAGGCAGGCACUUGGUCUCUACCAGACUACUGGCAAGGGCAAGGUCCCGCUCAAGGACAUCCGAGCCAUUGAGAUCUUCAUGUGCUCCGUGGUCAUGCGCCAGGGUUACGGAGAGGGCUUCAAGUGGCUCUCCAACUACAUCUAGAGUGGGAGUUUGAGGAGGAGGAGGAGGAGGAGAAGAGAGGCAUUUGAUAUCUGGAGAGAUGUUCAGGCGGUCCAGGAGGGCUUACUGAGCGAGGGCUCUUGUGCCGAGAGGGUCUGGUACGUCUGUAUUACUGAUUCUAGGCAGGAGGAAUGGCCGCUCCUGUCUGGUGUCUGGUUGCAAAUGCAGGUCUUUCAGCCCC